AUGCAGUGGCGCAAUCUCAGCUCACCGCAACCUUCACCUCCUGGGUUCAAGCAAUUCUCCUGCCUCAGCCUCCCUAGUAGCUGGGACUACAGGUGCAUGCCACCAUGCCCAGAUAAUUUUUUGUAUUUUUAGUAGAGACAGGGUUUCACUAUGUUAGCUAGGUUGGUCUCAAUCUCCUGAACUUGUGAUCCGCCCGCCUUGGCCUCCCAAAGUGUUGGGGUUACAGGCAUAAGCCACCACGCCCAGCCAGCAUUGGCAUCUUUUUAUGACAAAGGUAGUUUUGAGAAUAUUAAUCACACAUCCAGGUGAGAAAACUAAGACAUUAUGAAAUUUCGGGGCUUCUCAAGACCAUAAAAUAAAAUUAGAUACAGCACAUCAGGGAAACUGACCGUUUCCACCACAUAUUGUGAUUGUUGCUUUGCCUCUGUAUGCGGCUUCCCCUGGGCUUGGUGCACUUGCUACUGUUUUGGUGACUCUCAGGAAAUACAGGAGAAUGGGACUUAAAUAUUAGACUCCAGCAUUGAUUCAGUAGCAACAUGGAAUUUCCACUUUCUAGUUGCCCUUCGUUUGAGGUUAACGAUUUAUUCUGUCUUCCACACAGGGAUGUUGGGAAGACAUACUCAUAAGAGGGUUGUUUGCUUUUUAAAGCACACACUUCCCCAGAAGGGAAGACUCAGGGCUAUUGCAUAUGUGGCCAGUUUUUAAAAUUGUUGUUGUUGUUAAGAGGUCACUUUAGUUCAUCAUUUUCUUUUUACUGAUGAGGAAGAAACGGAGAAAGAUUAAAAGACUUGUCAACAUCUCAUGAAGCAAGGAUAAGUUUUAGCAGAGCUCAGGCCUUUUGAUUUUCUGUUUCAUUCAUUUUUUACUGUAUUUCAUAUUUUUUGUGUCUUGGAAUUCAAGCUGUUUGUGUUUUGCUAAUGUUUUCUAUGCUUCUGCAAGUUUUUAUGAGACUCCUUCAAAAUUUCUUUCUUUAAUUUUCCACACCCAGGCCUUUUAUAUCUCAUAUUGUGCAAUAAGAAAAAAUCAGACUUACAGAGGCUGUUCAUCCAUUCACUUGCUUUCAAGUUGAUCACUUACGAGACUUGAGAUAUGCCCUCUGUCUCCGUGCCUCUCUUUCUUGUUCCCUCCUAAUUUACAGUGCCCCAUAACUGCAACCAUGCCCUUCUAGGUUCCCUGUCUGCCCUCCUCAUUGCAGUCAAGCUUGGACUUUGAUCCGUUGCUAUCCCAGAAUGCUUUGUUCCGAGCAUCUUUAAGCCAACUGACUCAAACGUUAGCCAGAAAAGAGCAAUUAUCUCUUGAGGUAAACAUUCAUACUGAAUGAUCAGGAAUGGUAACAUCAUGAUCAAAUGGGGAGGAAAGUCACAGCUGUUCUCCAUCUGCGAGAAAGCUGAGAUAUGUUGACAUUGUUUUAUAUCGUCACAGUGUGAAACCACUUAAAUCUUAACAGUACAUGUGGGCAUGUAUUGGAAGAAAGACGCCACAAAGAUUACGGUCUUUGGUCAAGCAGUUAGAGAGAGGGGAAGCUUCAGUGGUAGAUCUUAAGAAGAAUUUGGAAUAUGCAGCCACAGUGCUUGAAUCUGUGUACAUUGAUGAAACCAGGAGACUCCUGGAUACAGAGGAUGAGCUAAGUGACAUUCAGUCAGAUGCUGUGCCUUCUGAGGUCCGAGACUGGCUGGCCUCCACCUUCACACGGCAGAUGGGAAUGAUGCUCAGGAGGAGCGAGGAGAAGCCCAGGUUCAAGAGCAUCGUUCACGCAGUGCAGGCUGGGAUAUUUGUGGAGAGAAUGUAUAGACGGACAUCAAACAUGGUUGGACUGAGCUAUCCACCAGCUGUUAUUGAGGCAUUAAAGGAUGUGGACAAGUGGUCCUUUGAUGUCUUUUCCCUCAAUGAGGCCAGUGGGGAUCAUGCACUGAAAUUUAUUUUCUAUGAACUACUCACACGCUAUGAUCUGAUCAGCCGUUUCAAGAUCCCCAUUUCUGCACUUGUCUCAUUUGUGGAGGCCCUGGAAGUGGGAUACAGCAAGCACAAAAAUCCUUACCACAACUUAAUGCACGCUGCUGACGUUACACAGACAGUGCAUUACCUCCUCUAUAAGACAGGAGUGGCGAACUGGCUGACAGAGCUGGAGAUCUUUGCUAUAAUCUUCUCAGCUGCUAUCCACGACUACGAGCAUACCGGAACCACCAACAAUUUCCACAUUCAAACUCGGUCUGAUCCAGCUAUUCUGUACAAUGACAGAUCUGUACUGGAGAAUCACCAUUUAAGUGCAGCCUAUCGCCUUCUGCAGGAUGAUGAGGAAAUGAAUAUUUUGAUUAACCUCUCAAAGGAUGACUGGAGGGAGUUUCGAACCUUGGUAAUUGAGAUGGUGAUGGCCACGGAUAUGUCUUGUCACUUCCAACAAAUCAAAGCAAUGAAGACUGCUCUGCAGCAGCCAGAAGCCAUUGAAAAGCCGAAAGCCUUAUCCCUUAUGCUGCAUACAGCGGAUAUUAGCCAUCCAGCAAAGGCGUGGGACCUCCAUCAUCGCUGGACAAUGUCACUUCUGGAGGAGUUCUUCAGACAGGGAGACAGAGAAGCAGAGCUGGGGCUGCCUUUUUCUCCUCUGUGUGACCGAAAGUCCACUAUGGUUGCUCAGUCACAAGUAGGUUUCAUUGAUUUCAUCGUGGAACCCACCUUCACUGUGCUUACCGACAUGACCGAGAAGAUUGUGAGUCCACUAAUCGAUGAAACUUCUCAAACUGGCGGGGCAGGACAGAGGCGUUCCAGUUUGAAUAGCAUCAGCUCGUCAGAUGCCAAGCGAUCAGGUGUCAAGAGCUCUGGUUCAGAGGGAAGUGCCCCAAUCAACAAUUCCGUCAUCCCCAUUGACUAUAAGAGCUUUAAAGCUACUUGGACUGAAGUGGUGCACAUUAAUCGGGAGAGAUGGAGAGCCAAGGUGCCCAAAGAGGAGAAGGCCAAGAAGGAAGCAGAAGAAAAGGCUCGCCUGGCUGCAGAGGAGCAGCAAAAGGAAAUGGAAGCCAAAAGGCAGGCUGAGGAAGGCACAUCUGGUAAAGCUGAGAAAGAGAUGUCUGGAGAAGCUAGGAAUCAAGUCAGUGGAACACGGGCACACAAAAGUGACAACCCUCAUGGGAAAGAUUCCAAAGCUGAGAAAUCGUCAGGAGAACAGCAACAGAAUGGUGACUUGAAAGAUAGUAAAAAUCAGACAGACAAGAAGGAUCACGCUAACAUCGGAAAUGAUUCAAAGAAAACAGAUGAUUCAGAAGAGUAAAAAGACCUCAUAGACAAUAAAAGAGGCUGCCAAUGUCUUGCAUCAUUCUAGCUGAGCUUCUUCAUUCUCCUUCUUCUCCUUCUUCCACAAAGACCCAUAUCUGGAGAAGGUGUACAACUUUCAAAAACAAGUCCCCCUCCAACCCUUGGCCUUCUCUCACAGCAUCUCCUGCCAGGGGAUGACUCUUUGGGGGCUGGUUUGAGGUCUUAGAACUUUGGGAGAUAUUCCCCUGAGCAAACCAAACAACUUGAGAUUUUUACUCUUUAAAAGAAAUAAAACAUGAAGGGGCAUCCUCAGAAUCCUUUGCUCAUGACCUGGCUUUCAAGGCACCUGUCUUACCUGACGAGAAUGGACAUCCUGGGUAUGCUGGGAGGGGCCUGAAAAAAGCCACACACACAGUAAUUGCCAUUUUAUGACUGUCAAUGCUGUUGCUUUACAUGUUGUCAUUUUUGCACUAGCUACUGACGAUACGGCCAUGCUAACAUUCAUCACAGCAAAGAUGGUGAUUCUAGUUCCUGCUUCCUUUCCUGAGUCAGGAACAUGAGUUUAAUCCAAUUUCCUUUCAGACUUAAAAUUGUUCUUAUGCCUUUUCCCCCCACAUGUAUAAUAUGUCAUUCUGUUUGUUUUCUAAAAAAAAAAAAAAAAAAAAAAAAAAAAAAAAAGAUUAUUCUAUAGGAAUCUUUAUUUGAUGCUUAAUUUAUUUUCUCUGUGCAUUCCUAGUAUAAACCUUAAUGUUCAGCUGAUGACCAUACUGUUGAGUGAGAACCUAUUGUCUUCACUGGCAGCAUCUGGAACUAAGUGGUUACUCAUAUUUGGCCACUGGCUGGUCAUCUUCUUUUGGAUAUCUGUGGUUUGACUUCAUCACUCUUCUUUUUAUUCAGUCAAGUGCUAAAGGAAUUAGUAUCAGGGAGAUAUGGCAGAUAAUUCUGUGCAUUUUAGCGAGUUUUAAAAAUACAAGGUAGAAGUGGAUUAAUGGCAUGAAUCAAAAAUAAGAAUAGUAGAUGUAGCAUGGAAAGAUAAUAGCAUUGCAGCCCCCUUGAAACCACAUUACAGGUGGGAUCUAAGGGAGUGCAAGUAAGGUGCGAUUUUAUGGGUCUAAAUGAUGUGAUUUGGAUAAAAGUAUUCUUAAAAUGGGGUUUGGUUACAUAGGAAUCUCUGAGUCCUUUCCAAGAGUAAAGCACAUGCUGGUGAGGAAGUGGGGAUUAGAAAUAGGAAGAAAGAGGCUAGGCAAUAGUUAAGUGUAUUCCCCACUACAGAUUGAAUUUCUACAUAAAAAGCACGAAAACAGAUAUUUAAACGUCCUUUCCCUACUAAGGUGAAAUAUUGGCGUUUUUUCAGAAAGAGACUGUGUGGUCUACCAAGACCUUUGCCUUGCGGAAAUGUUCCCCCAACAGAAACAUUUGUAGAACUUCCUCGUACAGAAUGCACAACAGUAUGCCGAUGUUUAAACAGAUUUAUUCUGCCAGCUGUACGUUUUGCCUUGGAGAAACACAGGUUCUUCUGUUGUGCUCCCUGCUUUCCUAACAAUGACCUCACUACAUAAUGUGGCCACAAAUUCAGAUGGCUUCAAGAACCUAUCAGGUCAAGUAAAUGAAUAAAACAAGACAUGUAAUAUUACAGUCAUUGUGGUAAAUGCCAAUUUGUAGUGGGCCUUUGUAUCAGUGAGACAGGAAGGAGCAAUGGGGACUGUAAGAAAUUGGAGAGGGUGAGUGAUGUCAAAAAGGGGUAGUCGGUCGGUAGCUACUAGAUCUGAGCUGUGAGGCGAUGGGGGUCUUAGAUACCUAGGAUUUGAUAUAAACCCUCUCCAAAUUUUUACAUAUUGACGACUAACUCAAAAACUUACAAACACUGUGCUAGUCAAAUGAAACAUGCCUGUGAACUGUGUUCAAUCUCUGGGACAUCAGUUUGCAGACUAUGUUCUUAGAGGUGUAUGUCAAUUUUUGACCUUGGUACAUGGACCUUUUACCUCAUUUAUAUUCUGUAUUUUUGUAUGUGGAGCUUUUUGGCCAGCCAAAAUAGAAAGUCUACAGCUUCCGUUUUAUAAUCCAACAAGCUACACGCAACAACAUUUGAAAAAGAAACAGGAAUAUAGCCACUUUUUUCUAGCACUGAUAAAAAUGCAAAUGUUUUUCAUUUACUAUAAGUCCCUAAUCAACUGAAGAAGAAUGGAAAGAGAAUUUCAUUCCUUAAAGAAUGAAAAGUUACACCAAAAAUUCUCAGUGAAGUAAAACAAAACUCCAUGUAACUCAUUAUUAGCUUUAAAUCUUUAAAAAGUGUUUUGAAGAGAUAUUGAGUAAAAAUGCAAAGUUAUCUGUUAAAAAUACAAACUGCUAUAUUAGAUGAUGCUAUGAUUUGAUACUGGAGCUGAUAAAACAUUAAAAUAGUUAUUCCAAAUCAGUGCUGACUGGAACGGCAAUAUUUCCAAAGCUUAGCUUAUUUUCCGUGGUCUUUUAAUUCUCUUGAAACAGUCUUCUUCAAGUUAAACAGCAAUUUUGGACAAACAUUAUUUUGUUGCACAGAUUAUGGCAUCUUCCUCUAGUUUACACACACACAGCAAGGGCUUACACUCCUGAAUUAAGAAUUGACCAGUGUGUGGAGACAGUAAGUCCCACCACAGACAUACCCACACACCCCACACGUUCCUGGGUAAAAUGUGACAAAUUGAGUUAGCCCUGGAAUUUGGGUCCCCAUAUCAUCAAAUGGCUCUACAUCUAAGUUGUGUUAGUGUGGCAUGUUUCAGUGGCAUAGUGACCCAUUCUUAUCGAGGCCUUUGUUCCAUUUUCUUGUGUGUGCCAACUUUCUUAGGUUAUGAGCCCUCAUGGUUUAUGGCAGCAGGCAAGAGACCCAUUUCUAACCCAUUAAAUUCAAAUGGACUUCGUUCUGUCCAUUUCAUUUCUGGAGCUUUUAAAAACCACUGAAAGGCCGGGCGCGGUGGCUCACGCCUGUAAUCCCAGCACUUUGGGAGGCCGAGGCGGGUGGAUCACGAGGUCAAGAGAUCAAGACCAUCCUGGUCAACAUGGUGAAACCCCGUCUCUACUAAAAAUACAAAAAAUUAGCUGGGCAUGGUGGCGCGUGCCUGUAGUCCCAGCUACUCAGGAGGCUGAGGCAGGAGAAUUGCCUGAACCCAGGAGGCGGAGGUUGCAGUGAGCGGAGAUCGCGCCAUUGUACUCCAGCCUGGGUAACAAGAGUGAAACUCCAUCUCAAAUAGUAAUAAUAAAAAAAACCACUGAAAACAUUUGACAUGAUCUCAUUGUGGAUCUGAUACACUUAAACAGUAAAAUGAUACCUAAACAUCUGAAAGCCAAAUAAUAACCUAGUGCAUAUGUGAUUCAUUUGUAGAAUUUAAGUGAUGAUGUUAUAUUUUCUACUUGGAACCAUGCCUUUAAAUACAAAAGUGAAAAGUAAAAAGCAACAUUAUCACAGGAUGUGAGACAGUGAUCCAAAAAGUUGGAGGCCAAUUUUUGUUAUCCAUAUUUUGGAAGUAUGGAUAUGGUUUAUUUUAGUCUCACUUCUCUCAUGGGUCACUUUUCUUUAGAUAGAUAGAUUGAUUGAUAGAUAGAUAUUAUAUUUUCUUCUUUCUUAAUCUAUGAGCAGAGCUUUUGAUGACGGAAAUUACUUUGUAGCAUUCCCCACAAAGCCUAGGAAAAACAAUAGGAGAAAAAGCACAAAAUCUUUUUCUUGUAGUGAAGUAGAGAAGAGUCUGACACUGGAAGCCUGCAUAUGUAAUGUUCUAUCCCAAAUAAAGAGAAUUCAGGGAAUUCAGGCAACACUUUCUUUUUCCUAAUUGGAAACUUUGUUCUGAUUCAGAGAUGCCCACCCACCCCACAGGAGAUGCAGUGCUGGCCCACCACAGUGCUUGGAACCUGGUCAGCAUUCAGGAAACACAAGCAGAAUCGUCUAACUGAAUUCCACUAUCUACUUGUGAAUGCAAACAAAAUUCAAAUAUCCCUGAAAAUGUAUUCAGUAUCUCCUAUAUGCCAAGCACAUUGCUAAAGGCUUAUCUUCUUAUCUUCUAAGUAUAUGCAGGCAUACCCCACUCACACAAAUAGCUUAUCAUAAGAGAUGGGAAAUUGCAGGUAAUUUGGGAGAAAUUGUCAUAGCCAAUGUACAAAAAAAAUAAAAUAAAAACUUUCUAUGGCCUCUUGAUUUAAGAAAAAACAAAAUAAUAAAACAGGAUUUAUUUGAGAAUGUCUUUCCAAAAGGGAUGAUGACAGCAAUCUCUAUGAAACAUCCGUGGAUUUACUGAAAAUCCAAGUUGAAACUUUAAAAAUUUUAAACAGAAUAUCCUGAAGCAAAUAGGAAAUGCUCUAUGUGCAGCAUGAGGAAUCACUGCAUAGUUCUGCUCCACCAAUAAUCCAAUUGGUACAGCACCGAACCAUGGCAAAAUUUGACGUUCAAGAACAUAAUAUUGCAAUAAUGAUGUUAUAUUGGAUCUUAUUCAUGAACAAAUGGGAAGUAAUACUUACAAUUUAUCCACUGUGAUCCAUGAUUAAAGCCCUCAUUAUCACUGAGAAAAUGAAUUUAAUGAAAAAAUUGCAAUGAGCGGUGACGAUAUUCCUAUAAUAAAACCUCCCUCUGGGGAUCAAGAGACAUAUUACCUGCCAAGGCCAGAUUUCAGUGUUUAAGGUUUCCUCUCACCAAAGACACUGGUGGGCACAGAGAUGACACUAGAAUUAGAAUGUUACCGGAGUCAUUUACAUUAGACAGUUUAUCUGAUCAUGAACAUGGGCCCAGGAAGAUUAGAAAACUGGGAAAUAGGCUUCUGAAGGUUCUUCUUGGACAUUUGUAAAAAGACCGAGUGCUUAUCCAGGAAUGUCUGAAUUAAACAAGAAUAUUUCAUAUUUAAUAUGAAAUAGCUUCUUGUUUUCAUAUUAAACAAGGAACAGUCGUGCAGUGGAUGACCUGGACUGAAAGAUGUGUGAUGGUCAAGUUUAAACAUUAUUAAUUCCUGAUUGUUUUCUUAAAUAUCCUCACCUGAUUCAUUUUUAAAAAAAAUAUUGCCAGACAUAUUUGACAUGAAUUCAUGUUUAUUCUGGCUUCUGUUCCCAAGCAGAAGUGGAUUAAUCCUGGCAAUGGCUGGCUUCAUUAACUGUACUUCCACUCAGCCUGGGCUGCCAUCUGAUGAGCCAGGAGAAGCAGGGAGUGGGGUGUGGGCCCUUUCAGUGUGCUCAGGGCACACUCAUUCAGUCUCCCCUGAGGAGACCUUGUCACCCUUGGGUGUAAAUGCUUGCUGUGGCAGACUAGAGGCAGUGCCAGCUAAAGACCCAUCCUCUCAGCUUUGGUCAGCUUCAGCUAGGAUUCCUGAACCUUACUCAUGUAUUCCUCAUGAGUGCUGGCUUCUGAACCUGUAGAAUCAUUUCUCAGUCAGUUUUUGGUGCAGGGUAACUUAUUUAAAAUAAAGCCCAUUAAAACCCAGUGGCUAUAGAAUGCGUUUUAAAUAGAUUGCCCUGAGACACAUCCUUGUACAGUCUUUGCUUCCCUCUCAUGACCUAUCUUGGGGUAGAAUUUGUGUACUACUAUCCUUGUCUUUGAGCGGGUAUAUGUGUGAUGGUACAGAAAUGCAGUCACAUAUUAUAUUAAUAUAUAUAGAUGUAUAGGAAAAACCUACAGCCAUAGGUAUUGUCCAGUAACUGAUUCUAGAAGAACUAUAGAGAAUACAUUUCCUUUUUUCUUGCUUUGAUGAUAUUUUUGUACAAUUUUAUAUGCUGUAAAAUUUUUAAAAAUAUAUUUGCUAUUUUUAUUUGUAGACCUUGGUUAGGUGUUUAUCAGCUCUUGUGCUCACUGUACAACAAGAUUCCCCCAUCUGAUUUAAGUGUCUUCUCCUUUUCAAACUCUUUGUUUUCCAUGUUUUUCUCCUAUUUUUCUACUCUUCACAAAUUUCUUCUUUUGCUUAUGUUCAGGUAACCCAUUCUGCUUGCAGUAUCAUUCUAGCACUUACAAACACAAAAUAAUGGGAAAAACAAAAGCAUCUUGUUCCAUGUAAUUCACAUGGGGACGUUUUGGGUGUCAAGUCACUGGGGAUAGAUGGGGAGGCAGAAAUAGAUUGGGAAAACGAAGCAGGAAGAAGGAAGUCUUUAUGGGAAAUCAAUUACCCGAAGCAAAGUGAGUCACUUAGAGGCAAAUAUGAUGUUGUUACUGUUUCCCUUAGUGUAGAGCACUAUUUUUGCUACUCACCGUGGGUCUGUAGGCUCUCUCCUCAUGAGGGCACUAGGCAUGUGUGAAUGGAAAAGUCAACCCAUCUCCUCAGCUUUAGAUGUUGCUACUGUUCAGCUGGAUUUGCAAGAGGUAUCUGGAAAAAUAUCAAGAACGUUUAGCAAGACUCAAAAGAGAGAGGCAAGAAGAACCCAAACUCAAACUUCCAACCAAUAUCUAGCUGAAUAAAUAGUUCUUUGGAGGAAUAAGGAAGGGAUCUCUGGAUGUGUUCUGAGAAUGGGAGGAUGGUGAUAUGGAUUUGUUUUGAUUUCAUAGUAGUGAUAGAAUGUACUUCCAUGAUGUGAAAUACACUUCUGGCAGAUAAAAUGCAGGGUGUAAUUUGCAUUUUUACAUCACAGGGCAAAGGAAUGGCCAUCCAUUCUAAGGAAGAGUGUCCUGUUCUCUAAGAUGCUGUUUUGUACUAAAACAAUGUAUCCAAAUGCCAUAGCAUCUAUCUCCAGAUGCAAAAUUACAUCGUAAGGAUUCAUGUAAAAAAAAGAGUAUACUGAGCUGCUCUCAGAAAAAUUAAUGAUGUGUUCAUUGUAAAUCUUUAUUGCACAAGUGAGCCUGACAUUCCUUCAAUGUAAAAUGUUCCCCCAGCAUCUAGCAAUGCAUAAGUACUUGUAUGUUCUUCUGAUGACCAAAUAAAAACAAUGAGUUAACCUCUUAAUUGGAGAUGGAAAAAUGAAAA
This is a messenger RNA of Callithrix jacchus (white-tufted-ear marmoset), 10145 nucleotides long. It is a transcript of the gene PDE1C, whose product is annotated as phosphodiesterase 1C. Lineage: Eukaryota; Metazoa; Chordata; Mammalia; Primates; Cebidae. The record is from RefSeq and is a predicted model, not a curated record. Gene Ontology annotation, biological process: transmembrane transport; signal transduction. Gene Ontology annotation, molecular function: 3',5'-cyclic-nucleotide phosphodiesterase activity; transmembrane transporter activity.